UCGCACAAGAAGGCAGAAACACAAAAGCAUCAGGUUACAGGCGCUCCUCUCCCCGAACUGGUUUUUCUUCCUGCGGAGCACAAUGGCUCUCGCUUUGCGAAGCGUUUGGCUGAAGCAGAGCUGGUUUAAUGGAAAGGAGAGGCGAGGGUUUUUGAUCCUAUGUCGGUUCGGAUCCUCUCACCUCCGAAUGAAGUCCUUCUUCUUUACAAGAGGAGAUCUACAACAGCGGGCCAGCUGUCAAAAUGCCCUGUGUUCAGACUCAGUAUGGGAAUUUACCGCAGAGUGGAAGCCCCCAUGAAAGCUACCAGUCAGAAUUCCUGACUUCAGACUUUGGCAAAUUCACCAUGGACCUCGCCAGUGCAGAGGUUUCAGCUACCACAUCUUUACCAAGCUUUAGCACUUUCAUGGACAGUUACACUGGUGAAUUUGAUGCAUAUAUGUAUCAGAUUCCACCUUCGGGUCACCAGGGCCCAUUGAAACUUGAGGACUUGCAAGUGUAUGGCUGUUACGCUGGUUCUUUCACUAGCCAGUUGGAUGAAACAGUGUCAUCUUGCGGCUCUGAUUAUUAUGGCAGUCCAUGCUCCAUUCCGUCACCAUCAACUCCAGGUUUUCAGACGCAGCAGGUGACAUCAUGGCAGAACUCUUAUAGUACUUACUCUCCAUCGCCAUCCUACAGCAGCUUGAAUUCCUGGCCAAAGGAACAGAAAAACACCAUUCCAGAAACUUCUUAUUUUUCAUUUAACCCAUCAGCUGUUAGCCCCACAGUUUCGAACAAUCCAUUACACAUGCAUUCACCCAUACACGGACUUGAUCAUCAUCUAGUGGACAGUGAGGUGUUUGGAUUCACUCAGCGAUCUCAAGGAACUUUUUCAGCCUUGCCUGUUGACCAGUGUUCUCCAUUGUUGGAUAGCCCAGUUCUGAUGGACAGUUCAGUGUCUUCUGCAAAAUCCCGUAGUCCUGGCUCAAAUGAAGGCCACUGUGCAGUGUGUGGAGAUAAUGCUUCAUGCCAACAUUAUGGUGUUCGAACCUGUGAGGGAUGCAAAGGUUUCUUCAAGCGUACAGUACAGAAAAAUGCCAAAUACGUCUGCUUAGCAAAUAAAGACUGUCCAGUGGAUAAGCGACGGAGAAAUCGUUGCCAGUUUUGUCGAUUCCAGAAGUGUUUAGCAGUUGGCAUGGUCAAAGAAGUUGUGCGAACAGACAGUCUGAAGGGUCGCCGUGGACGUCUUCCUUCAAAACCUAAAACUGUCCAAGACAGCACUUGUCCAACUUCUCCUGCCACUCUCAUCAACUGCCUUGUGCGAGCUCACAUAGACUCCAUGCCCAGUUCAGCUAAGCUAGAUUAUUCCAAGUUUCAAGAAUCUGUUCCUUACCGGCCACAGAAGGAAGACUCCAGUGAUGUCCAGCAGUUUUAUACUUUGUUAACAAGUGCCAUGGAAGUGAUUCGUAAAUGGACUAAAAACAUCCCAGGAUUUACGGAACUUCCUAAGGAAGAUCAGGAUAUGCUCCUGGAAUCUGCCUUUCUAGAGCUGUUUAUUCUCCGACUUGCUUACAGAUCUAUUCCUGAAGAAGACAAGCUGAUCUUUUGCAAUGGGCUUGUUCUCCACCGUUUACAGUGUUUUGGAGGCUUUGGGGAGUGGAUUGACUCUAUUGUCCAGUUUUCACAGAAUCUCCAUCGCAUGAAUAUUGAUGUCCCUUCUUUUGCCUGUCUUGCUGCUUUGGUCGUUGUGACAGAACGACAUGGCUUAAAGGAGCCAAAAAAAGUAGAAGAACUCCAAAACCGCAUUGUUGCGUGCCUUAAAGAUCAUGUGACUUCAGUUACGACUGAACAAAACCAACCCAACUGCCUUUCCAAGUUCUUGGGGAAACUGCCAGAACUCCGUACUCUAUGCACUCAAGGACGUCAGAGGAUCUUUUAUCUGAAGUUGGAGGAUCUUGUCCCACCUCCUCCAAUUGUGGACAAAAUAUUUAUGGACACUUUGCCUUUUUGAAAAUGGUGUUGUUUUCACAGUGAAGAAAUCUUCUGCAUCUCAGUAUUCACUACCCGUUAGUCUCCUUGAGAUGAGAGCGGUGGCAGCUAUGAGUGCUCCGUGGCUUUUCUGUGGAAAGUGCUGGAGACUGCUUGGAACACGAACUGUUGCUCUGUACGGUUAUGGCACUUGCAUCACCUGUGGGACAUGAGUCCUGAACAAGAGGGCACAGUAACUGAGGAAACUAAUUGACUGAAAGGUUUUAAACAAGUGGAGGCAUUUCAGGUGGACUCUUGUCUACCCUUAAGACACUACCACAUGUGGUGCUCAAGAAUGCACUGCAUUCACAUAGGACACGUCACAUCAGUGUUUUGGUGUUACUCUUAACCAAGUUGUUCUUUAUAUUUAUUUCAAAAUCUUUGCUCUUUAGAGACCUACUCAGGCUGAUAUCUCAUUUGUAGAGAUGACCUGUUUAUCAGCGUGGAUGCCAAUGUUGUGGCUACUGGUUCUUUGUUGUAACCAAGGUCCGUGCCCCUUGUAAUAGAGCUUGGCACUGUACUUAACAGAAAAUCUCCUAAAACAGUAUGCACCCCUCCCUGAAUAUAAAAGCAUAUAUAGCAUUUCUUUGACACAAGGGCUCAGAUGAUGAAAUGGGUUAAGCAGAAAUUAGACAAGAGAAAGACUUUCAAUGAACUUUCAGAGACUGGCUGAUUGCCACUUACACAGGUAUGGAAAGGUUUUUUUUUUAAGUUGUGCAAUGACCCUAAAUGUAUCUAGAGUUCUGAGACUUUGAAAAUAUGAUACAAAUAUUACUAAGGUAUGUGUUUUGACUGGGACGGUCUUGUCACAGUACGUAUCCAUUACAAAUCGGUACAAAAUGUUUUGCCUGUACACGUGCUAAUGCUGUUUCUGACCUUUGCAUUUUGUAUAUAUGUAACUUUUGAAAGACUUUGACAUUUAUAUUUGUGUAUAAUUUUUGCUGGUUUUAUGGUAUGUGACUUUCAUCCUUUUGAGUAAGAUAUUUAAUAUAUUGAAUAAAAAUGAAAAUUGUGUUUGUA
Protopterus annectens (West African lungfish) is the source of this 3025-nucleotide messenger RNA. RefSeq names its product nuclear receptor subfamily 4 group A member 1-like. The transcript is spliced from 7 exons. Bases 243 to 1988 code for a protein of 581 amino acids. Gene Ontology annotation, cellular component: transcription regulator complex; nucleus. Gene Ontology annotation, biological process: cellular response to corticotropin-releasing hormone stimulus; regulation of transcription by RNA polymerase II. Gene Ontology annotation, molecular function: nuclear glucocorticoid receptor binding; zinc ion binding; nuclear receptor activity. NCBI's taxonomy places the organism in Eukaryota, Metazoa, Chordata, Ceratodontiformes, Protopteridae. The record is from RefSeq and is a predicted model, not a curated record.